Messenger RNA from Paramecium sonneborni, 1080 nucleotides. The record is from the annotation of a GenBank genome assembly. Lineage: Eukaryota; Ciliophora; Oligohymenophorea; Peniculida; Parameciidae.
AAGAAAAAAAUCUUUUUAUCAAAAAUGUCACAAAGACCACCUGCCCCAUCAAGUAAAAAUAAUGAUUUCUAUAUUUUAAGAUCAACCUCCUUAACAACCAUAAGCACCAUAAUAUGCACCAUAAUUUGCUCCAUAAUAUGCUCCUGCACCAUCAUAUGCCCCUGCACCAUAAUUUGCUCCAUAAUAUGCCCCAGCACCAUAAUUUGCUCCAUAAUACGCCCCUGCACCAUUAGCCACAUAUCCAGCUUAAUUAGCUCCAACUACAUAUGCCCCUUCAUAUGCUCCUGUUGCUCCAUUAACAUACAGUGUUGCUAGACCAGCUGCUCCAGUUGUUGCUUAACCAAUGGUUGCUUAACCAGUUGUAUAAGCCCCAGUUUUACAAUAAUCAGUUAUUGCCUAACCAGUCGUUUAACAAUCAGUUCAUGUAAAAAAAAAAUUCAAAUUUAAAUUAGGCAACAAUCAAAGGAGAAUCCAGAAUUGAAUAUGUUCCUUACUAAAAAGCUGUUAUGGAAUAUGAAGAAUAAGAAGUCGUUUAAUAUGUCCCAAGAGAAAGAAAGGUGACAGAUUAUUAUGCAGUCGAAUAUUAAACAGAAUACGUCCCAUAAGUAUUUUAAGAAAAAUACACAGGUAUUCUCUUAUCAUUAUAAAUUAUUAGAAUACGUCCCAGUCGACAGAUAUUAAGAAAGAGUUGAAUACUAUCCAGUUGAAAGAUAAGUCGUUCAUGUACUUUUUCCAUUUAUUCAUUUAUAGUAAUAAGUUGUUUAACAACCAGUCGUUUAAUAAGUUGUUUAAUAACCAGUUGUAUAAUAAGUGGUCUAAUAACCAGUUGUUUAAACUGUUGCACCAUAACCAGUUGUUUAAUAAUUUGUACAAUAACCAGUCAGUGUUGUUUAACCAGUAUAAACAUAUCCAGUCUAAUAUGCUCCUCCUCAAAUCGUUUCAUCAAGAGUGAUUCCUUCUUAUCCAACAUAUCCAUAAUCAUAUCCUUAAUAUUAACCUGCACCAUAAUAAUAAUAAGUUUAAUAAUAACCCCCAAGAUCAAAUUUGAACAAUAACAUAUGAUAAAUAAUAAGUACAUCA